This is a messenger RNA of Acanthoscelides obtectus, 2058 nucleotides long. NCBI's taxonomy places the organism in Eukaryota, Metazoa, Arthropoda, Insecta, Coleoptera, Chrysomelidae. The record is from the annotation of a GenBank genome assembly.
CUAUAUUUGAUUUACCAAGCGAAGCGCUAAUUUGUGGAUAAUCUCACCAUCAAACCUAAACAACGAGGAAUACCAAUACAAUUCAGUUUUUAACACUGUAUCAUUGAUAUUAAAUUAUACUGUUGCGGUGGGGAUGGGAAGGUCAACCUGGGUUACACUACACUGUGCACAUGGCUUUCAACUCUUUUGAUGUUGUAUAUUGUUUGUUGCCGUCCUUAACGCAUACCGGAUCAUGAUACUUUUUAUCGGAUGUGAUUUACAAUGUGAUUGAUACAUCGUGGCCAGUACAGGAUUUAUUGAGAUUUAGUGUUGGAUUAACCUUAGGAUAAAAUGAUGUACUUGAAGGCCAGCAUCAUCUUCACACUUUUCCCUCUCUUAAAUAGUCAAAUGAUACAUUUUCCGAUAGAUUAUCAAGUCAAUGAAGCAUCACCGGAAGGUAUAAACUUAGCUGCACUUCGUGGAACACCAGCCUAUGGAGUAUAUAUAGAGCAAAUUAUUUCUACGGGGAAUACAAAACUAGCUCUUGCGGUGAACAAAGCUCUGAUACAGCUACCUCCAAAAAAGACAAAUGUGAUUAUUGCGCCUAUGAGCAUAACAGUCGCCUUGGCAUUAGUCUUGCUUGGUGCUAAAGGAAAAACGUUCAAUGAAGUCAGUAACAUCAUGGGUUUAGCUGCUGGAGUCGAUAUACAAGGCAAAUCACUAGUGGUUCAUGAACAUUUGAAUAAGAUUUUGCAGAAACUGACAGAAAGUUCAGGAAUACGAUAAAGGUCAACGCUGAUCAACGAGAAUCAGGUCUUGGCAACCACAGCAGUGUAUAUUGAAAAUUUCAUAGAAUAGAUUUGGACCAUCAACUCUUCCUAACAUCAGCCAUAUUUGUCCAGAAAGAUUUCCCAAUACGAAAUUUGUAUAAACAAACUGCAGAAACUAUAUAUAAAAGCUCAGUGCUGAACGUUGAUUUCAAGCAUGAUUCCAACAAAGCCGUGGAAGUAAUGAAUGCUUGGGUUACAGAAAAAACUAAGGGAAAGAUUAAAAGUAUAUUAGCUAUGCCACCAAGUGAAAGCACCAGAGUAGUCAUUGCUAGCGCUUUGUACUUCAAGGCUCUUUGGGAGCAUCCUUUCUUCGCAGAAAUGACUUUUAGGAGGCCAUUUUAUACCAAUGGAAGAAAAUCCCCUGCGACUAUGGAGGUAGAAAUGAUGUCAAACGGCGGUAAAUUUCCUUACUACAAGGACCCGACUCUCAAGUGUGAAAUUAUGGGGUUACCUUACAAAGGAAACGCUACAACCAUGUACAUUAUAGUACCAUCGGAUUCAAGUGCAGAGAGAUUGAAGGAGUUUCAGAGAACUUUAACACAACAAGACGUGGAUCGAUUAGCUGACAGUACUGAACCCAGAUGUGUCGUGAUGGGAUUUCCUAAAAUGAAGAUAGAAAGUACGAUAGAACUGAGAGACGUGCUAAGCUCGCUUGGAGUUCAGAGCCUUUUCCAAGCAGGUGAAGCUAACCUAGCAAUGCUGUCGCCUGGAGAAAUGAUGGCUGAUGCACCCAUCACAUUACGUAAUCCAGAAAAUAAUCCUAUUGUAAACUGUUCGAACAUUUUCAAUCCAAAUAGCACGGAAAAAUUGUGUGAAACCACCGACGGAACAAAGAAAAUACUCUUCAAAAAAUUUGGAGACAAGGUUGGAAGGAGAGUAGUCAAAAGAGAUGAUUUAGACAGCCUGAGGGAGUUAGUAAACGAACAGUCCUCAGGAAAUUUUCAGAAUCCAGGACUGUAUGCAAGUAAUGUUAUCCACAAAGUUUAUAUGGACAUAACCGAAACGGGAACAGAAGCUGCAGCUUCCACAGCAAUCGCCUUAGCCAGGAGUACUGAAGUAACUUUUAGAGUCGAUGUGCCAUUUUUGUUCUUUAUAAGACACGAAUUUACUAAGACCAUCCUAUUCUGGGGUUCGGUAACUGAACCGACGCCCAGUUUUCCUAGAACUUAGUCAACUAUAUUAUGUGUUUAUUUAUUUAUAACGUUUGUAAGAGUUUUGCAAUUAAUUUAGUACAUUUUUAAGUUGACCA